CCGGUGACAACGCCCGCUGCCAUAGUCCAGGAGGGCGCAGCUCGGGCUCACUCGUGGGUCACAAUCCUCCUCUUCUAGUCUCUGGGGCCCCCUACACGGCACCCUUCCCCCGUCGUGGGUCACAAUCCUCCUCUUCUAGUCUCUGGGGCCCCCUAUGACCGAUACCAUGGCUGCCGAUCACUGUGCCGAUCUCAUCGAUCACUCGCAUGUUCAGGAUUUCGAGGUGCAGCUGACUGUGAAGAUCUCUCUGACCGUUUUGUACGGAAUGAUUCUAUUGGCCGGGAUCGUUGGGAACAGCGUCACCAUCCAGACCUCCAAGGUUCUGAGGGACAAGGGCUACCUCCAGAAGGGUGUCACCGAUCACAUGAUCAGCCUGGCGUGUUCCGAUCUGCUGGUCCUCCUGCUGGGAAUGCCGGUGGAACUUUAUUCGGUGAUCUGGUUCCCGUUUUCUUCCGCCGGGAACGUCACCUGUAAGGUUUAUUGCUUCCUGUUUGAGGCGUGCAGCUUUGCGACAAUCUUCCACGUGGCCACGCUGAGCUUCGAGAGGUACGUGGCCAUCUGCCACCCCUUCCGCUUCAAGCGCUUCUCCGGCACCCGCGCCGUCAAGCUGAUGAUCGGCGCGGCUUGGCUGACCGCGGUGGGCGUGGCGUUGCCGCUGAUCUUUGCCAUGGGCGCAGAAUACCCGCUGAGGCCGGUGUCGGGCCGGCGCUCCCGAUGUAACGUCUCCGCCGCGUCUCUGAAUGCCAAUCGCACGCUUUGCACCAACCUUCACUCCAAGUGGGCGGCGUUCCAGGCCAGCAUCUUCAGCGCCUUCGCUGUCUACAUCGUGGUCCUCGGGGGCGUGGCUUUUAUGUGUCGCAAGAUGAUGGCGAUUCUCAUAGCGACCAAGAAAGGGACCGUCACCGUGAAGGGCCCACCCGGGACCGCCGGGACCAAUCAGAUGACCAAAAGCAACGCCUCGCCGGAGGCCGGAUCCGCCCGCAAGCAGACCAUCGUCUUCCUGGGUCUCAUUGUCCUGACCCUCGCGGUUUGCUGGAUGCCCAACCAAGCCCUUCGCAUUAUGGCGGCAAGCACACCAAAGCAGGAAUGGUCGCUCUCCUACCUCCGGAUCUACAUGACAUUGCUCCCAAUUGCCGACACCUUCUUCUACCUCAGCUCGGUGGUGAACCCCCUCUUAUAUAACAUCUCUUCAAAGCAGUUCCGACAAGUUUUUCUGCAAGUCCUUCGCUGUCGCCUUACUCUGGAACAUGCAAACAAAGAGCGGCUCCGGAGAGUCCACCUAAACUCCGCUGCCAGCAGCACCAACUAUAAGCGCCCAUUAAUGUCUUUAAAUCGUAACCACUCCUCGAGGUUUACCGAGAAACAUUCCUUCAGUACUUUUCAGAGUGAGCCUGAGAAGAGGCCGAACACUCGGAAAUCUCAGGAGCUUCUCAUGGACAUAAAACCAAAGACAUCCGUUAGAAAUGGCCUGUGUGAGAGUGAGAUCUGAGCCCAGCUGUGUUAUUAACAGAACAUUUUCUAUAUAUAUAAUGGCAGCAGAACAAAAAUCAGUGAGGUCUUUGAAAGCAGAACAUGUUAUCUAGAAAAAUACAGAAGAGAACAAGCUACAGGAGAUAUAUGGGGGCAAGAAAACCAGAAAAUACAGCAGAACGCCAUGUUGAAAAAAUGUAGAGGAGGACACAAUGUAAAGGGAACAUAGAGGAGGACUCGAUGUAAAGGGAACAUAGAGGAGGACACAAUGUAAAGGAAACAUAGAGGAGGACACGAUGUAAAGGGAACAUAGAGGAGGACACAAUGUAAAGGGAACAUAGAGGAGGACACGAUGUAAAGGGAACAUAGAGGAGGACACAAUGUAAAGGGAACAUAGAGGAGGACACGAUGUAAAGGGAACAUAGAGGAGGACACAAUGUAAAGGGAACAUAGAGGAGGACACAAUGUAAAGGGAACAUAGACGAGGACACGAUGUAGAGGGAACAUAGAGGAGGACACAAUGUAAAGGGAACAUAGACGAGGACACGAUGUAGAGGGAACAUAGAGGAGGACACAAUGUAAAGGGAACAUAGACGAGGACACGAUGUAGAGGGAACAUAGAGGAGGACACAAUGUAAAGG
Rana temporaria (common frog) is the source of this 2111-nucleotide messenger RNA. It is a transcript of the gene GPR39, whose product is annotated as G protein-coupled receptor 39. Gene Ontology annotation, molecular function: G protein-coupled receptor activity. Gene Ontology annotation, cellular component: membrane. The transcript has 2 exons. Gene Ontology annotation, biological process: G protein-coupled receptor signaling pathway. Lineage: Eukaryota; Metazoa; Chordata; Amphibia; Anura; Ranidae. Bases 155 to 1489 code for a protein of 444 amino acids. The record is from RefSeq and is a predicted model, not a curated record.